ACGAAGAAGAAGAACGACGCAGCUGUUUUCUGCACGCUGUCUGAGAGUCGACUUGUUUUAAAAAAAACAAACAAAAAACAUUUUGUUGUUGGAAUAAAAAGUCUACUUAUUAAAGAUGUCCGGGGAGCUGCGGGCGGAAUUGGAGAAACAUUUGAAGGCUUUAAACAUCCAGACGAGCUGCGUGGAUCAUCCGCCGGUUUUCACGGUGGAGGAAAUGAUGCCGCACCUCCGGGGCGUGAGCGGCGCCGUCACCAAGAACCUCUUCCUCAAAGACAAGAAGAAGAAAAGUUGGUGGUUGGUGUCCGUGCGUCACGACCGGCGGGUGAACCUGAACGAGCUGGCCAAGAAGCUGUCGGUGGGCAGCGGGAACCUUCGCUUUGCGGACGAGGCCGCCAUGUCGGACAAACUCAAGGUGGGGCAGGGAUGCGCCACGGCUCUGGCUCUGCUCUUCGACGAGGACCGCAGCGUCACCUUAGUCCUGGACCGAGACCUGCUGGAAGGAGGGCACCCUAUGGUCUACUUCCACCCCAUGACCAACGCCGCCACCGUGGGGAUGAGGCCCGAAGACCUGCUGCGCUUCCUCGAGCACACCGGACACCGACCCGUCCUGGAGGACUUCGAGUAGACCGGGACAACUGGGACGAGGGGAGGAGGGAGCCGACGGCGCGAAACAAGAUGGCGGCAGCGGCGCUUCAAUGAGACUUUGAAGCAGGGACGGGCCGCGCGUUUGGGACUUUCGCUUAGCCGUCUUCACGUUUUCAAAGCAGGCUUCUCCCGAUUGCCUCCUAACAGCAGAUAAAUACAAUGAAUUUGCUUGUUUUAGUGAAAAAAAUACAAUCCAUCAGGUUAAAUAUUAGCGCAAAUCAGCAAAAUGGUAACUUGAUACUACAUGUGAAGCCACCCGGGAAAAACUCUGUUACCGUGUCAGGAUUUCAUACAAUUGAGCAAAAAACGGUUCAGCGGCCGAAAGCAUCAACGAGCUGUCUUGACUCAAUACCGUCCGACGUUUUCAAAGCUAUUGCGAAGUCUGCGCUAGCUGAUUUGCAGCCAAGAAUCAAUUGCUCACGUCAGUCGGGCGAGGUUCCUAAAGCUCUUCAAGUAGCUGCCAUUAAGCCUCUGCUAAAAAAAAGACAACGUCGGACGCUUCCAUGUUAGCAAAGUAUAGGCCCAUCUCAAAUCUCCCUUUCACAGCCAAGAUUGUUGAGGAAGUUAUUUUCAAUCAACUCAGAAAUUUCAAUCAGGGUUUCGAACUCAUCACAGUACAGAAUCUGCUCGGAUCAAAGUGCUAAAUGAUAUAAGGUUGAAGACGGACUCGGGAACGGUGUCGAUUCCGGUCUCGUUGGACCUCAGUGCGGCUUUUGACACGGUGGACCAUAAUAUACUGCUGAACAGGUUGGAAACGUGGGUAGGACUGAAUGGAACGGUCCUUAAAUGGUUCAGGUCCUACCUGGAGGAAAGGAGUUAUUUUGUAACCAUUGGAAGUGUUCAAUCUCAUCGAAUGGCAAUGACCUAUGGCGUCCCUCAAGGGUCAGUUCUUGGACCCCCUCCUGUUCAGCCUGUAUACGCUACCCUUGGGGCAAAUUCUUCAGAACUUUCAUUUUGACUAUCAUAGCUAUGCAGAUGACACACAAGUUAUAUCUAGCAGUGUCUCCAGAUGACUACAGUUCAAUUGAGGUGUUGUGUCACUGUCUACAUCUGGAGGAGCCAAAAUUAAACCACAACAAAACUGAGAUCAUUGUUUUUGGCAAUAAAGAAAAGAGGAUUGCUGUUAGUAAAGACCUGGAGUCACUCUUUUUAAAAACCUAAGACCAAGCCCGAAACCUUGGCGUCUGAUAGAUUCCGACCUGACUGUCAACAGUCAUAUCAAAUCGAUUACUAAAACUGUAAGAACAUAUCCGGAGUGAAUGCUUACAUGUGUCAAGCAGACCAGGAGAAGCUCAUCCAUGCUUUUAUCUCAAGUAGACUUGACUAUUGUAAUGGUCUUCUAACUGGAUUCCCUAAAAAGAGCAUUAAACAGCUGCAGCGCAUUCAGAAUGCUGCACCUCGGGUUCUGACCAGAACAAAGCGGUCCGAGCAUAGAACUCCAAUUCUCAAGUCUGUACACUGGCUUCCAGUCAGCUUGAGAAUAGAUUUUUAAAGUUCUGCCACUGGUCUAUAAAUCACUCAACGGUUUAAAUCCUGAAUACAUGAAUGAAAUGCUAAUGGAAUAUAAAGCCAGGAGGGCUCUGAGAUCGACAGACUCGGGUCAAAUAGCGGAGCGCAGAGUCCCACGCAAAUAUGCUUGGGAAGAUUCUCAUUAUCUCUCAUACACACACACACACACACGCACACUAUACUAUUCUCAUUCAUCCGGCUCAUUUAAUUCUCCGGACAUCGAAUCGAUCACAACCGGACGGUUCUGCUUAUCCGGUUGCAUUUAGGGAACUUCUGUAAAAAUGAAAACUGACUAGAAAACUGUAACAUUUGAUCUUUUUUUUUUAAACCAGAUAUAAAUCUGACCGUAAACGUUAUUAUAAUGCAUUUUUAAUUGUCAUCGCUUCUCCCCAGAAUUUGUGCAACCAUGCGACUCUUUGACGUGUAUUUCCAAAUGAUCUCUUUUCAGAAUCCGAAUCAGAAUCAUCUUUAUUUGCCAAGUAUGUCAUGGAAUUUCAUGGAAUAAAUGAUUGC
Messenger RNA from Phycodurus eques (leafy seadragon), 2667 nucleotides. It is a transcript of the gene prorsd1, whose product is annotated as prolyl-tRNA synthetase domain containing 1. Bases 116 to 625 code for a protein of 169 amino acids. Gene Ontology annotation, molecular function: aminoacyl-tRNA deacylase activity. NCBI's taxonomy places the organism in Eukaryota, Metazoa, Chordata, Actinopteri, Syngnathiformes, Syngnathidae. The record is from RefSeq and is a predicted model, not a curated record. The transcript has 4 exons.